UCUAGUUUAUUAACUGCGAUUGUCAAUAGAUCUUUGACAACAAACAGUGUGGAGCGGUUAAAAAUUUUGAUAGUACUUUUAAAAGACGUCCCUCAUAAAGUACAACAACAUUUAUUAAACAAAUCUAUAUUCGCUCCAAUUUUAUCGUUGACCUCGAUGAAAUUAUAUCGCUCCAUUGUACCGUACUGCAAAGAUAGCACCUACUUGGAUACUUGUGUCAACGGCAGUUACAUUUACAAAUUAAUGUACCUGAGAAGAUUUCCUCAGGUAAGUAACUGCAAACUGAGAGUGUCAUUCGUGAACUACGGUCCAUAUUUUAUCAACUUACCAAACAACACAGUGUCAAAUCAGUAUUCAGACAAAGGUAUUGAGUACAAUGUACUAAACCUCAUAGCUGAAAAACUAAACUUCACUAUAACUUACAUCACCUCCUCAAUAAAAUACGAUUUCGGUGAUGUUUAUCCGAACGGCACCACCUUUGGACAGAUGCGGUGGUUGAAAGACGGACAGGUCGAAAUGGCUGUUAGUUCCUACAUGGUAACUUUGAACAGAUUUAGGUACUUCGAGGCGAGUCAACCAUUCAUGUAUACCGCGGUUUCUUGGUGUUUGCCUCACGAACUCGUUUCCAAGCAAAAGUUGCAGUUUUUCAAUUGCAUCGUUUGGAUAUGUAUACUAUGCACAAUGUCCACACUUUCUUUGGCCGUGUGGUAUUUACAUAACAGGGACAAUAAAGGCGCAAGUUUCUUUUCAAUAAUUUAUGAGAUGUUUGCUGUUAUUAUGACAAUGCCCAUAAAAGUCCCAAGGAUGUUUGGAGUGCGUUACAUGUUAACUAUUUUGUUUUUCUUCGCCUUCUACUUCAACGUGGUAUUCAGAACGAGCCUCAUUAGUAAUUUGUCCACGAACUUCAUGGAGGAAAAAUAUACUUCGAUUGAAUCAAUUGAGGGAAACCUGCAACCAAGUACAUUGGCAACUUUAAAGACGUAUUUUAUAGACAAUAAACUCUUUUCCUACUUGCAGGACUGCAACGACACUCAAGAAUGUCUCUACAAUACAGCUCAUCAUAAAACCUAUGCCCUGGCAAUUCCUACACAUCACAUACAAUUUUUAAUACAAAACAGCAAGGAUCCACAAAUUAAAAUCGGUAUUCAUUGUUUAGGAACGCCUGUAGUUUCUAAUCCUUUAACCAUUUAUUUCAAUAAAGGUUUUCCGUUUGCAAAUCGUCUAAGCCAAAUUGUACAACUGAUUGUACAACAUGGUUUUGUGGAAAAAUGGCAUAGUGAUUAUUUGAAAAAAAUCACAACGGAACAAGCUUUCUCUACAGUAAAUUUGAAUCAGUUCAAACCUGUUGUUAAUUUAUAUGUAAUUGGGGUUAUUUGUUCUAUUGUUGGGUUUCUACUCGAGGUUUUGUUACAUAGAAUGAACAUUAACUUUAUUCAUUAUUAG
This is a messenger RNA of Aethina tumida (small hive beetle), 1443 nucleotides long. RefSeq lists its product as uncharacterized. The record is from RefSeq and is a predicted model, not a curated record. Gene Ontology annotation, molecular function: glutamate-gated receptor activity. NCBI's taxonomy places the organism in Eukaryota, Metazoa, Arthropoda, Insecta, Coleoptera, Nitidulidae. Gene Ontology annotation, cellular component: membrane. The transcript has a single exon. The coding region runs from base 157 to 1443 and encodes 428 amino acids.